Messenger RNA from Passer domesticus (house sparrow), 1488 nucleotides. RefSeq names its product branched chain keto acid dehydrogenase E1 subunit beta (gene BCKDHB). Gene Ontology annotation, biological process: response to nutrient; branched-chain amino acid catabolic process. Lineage: Eukaryota; Metazoa; Chordata; Aves; Passeriformes; Passeridae. The coding region runs from base 21 to 1139 and encodes 372 amino acids. The record is from RefSeq and is a predicted model, not a curated record. The transcript is spliced from 11 exons. Gene Ontology annotation, molecular function: catalytic activity.
GGGGGGCCGGCAUCGCGGCGAUGGCGGCGGCGGGGCGGGCGCUGCGCGCGGCGCUCCCCGCCGGGCUCUGGGGCCGCCUGGCCCCGCUGCCGGGCGCGCCCCGCCGGACCGCCGCGCACUUCUCUUUCCAGCCGGACCCGGCGCCCAGCGAGUACGGGCAAACUCAGAAGAUGAAUCUCUUCCAGUCCAUAACAAGUGCCUUGGACAAUGCUUUAGCCAAAGAUCCAACUGCAGUUGUAUUUGGUGAAGAUGUGGCCUUUGGUGGAGUCUUCAGAUGUACAGUUGGCUUGCGAGACAAGUAUGGUAAAGACAGAGUUUUCAACACCCCUUUAUGUGAACAAGGAAUUGUUGGCUUUGGUAUUGGAAUUGCUGUUACAGGUGCUACAGCCAUUGCAGAAAUUCAGUUUGCAGAUUACAUUUUUCCUGCAUUUGAUCAGAUUGUUAAUGAAGCAGCAAAAUAUCGUUACCGCUCUGGAGAUCUGUUCAAUUGUGGAAACCUCACCAUUAGAGCACCGUGGGGCUGUGUGGGUCACGGUGCACUAUAUCACUCUCAAAGUCCAGAAGCCUUUUUUGCUCACUGUCCAGGAAUAAAGAUUGUUAUUCCGAGGAGUCCUCUGCAGGCCAAAGGAUUGCUGCUGUCAUGCAUAGAGGACAAAAAUCCAUGCAUAUUCUUUGAACCUAAAAUACUUUACAGAGCUGCAGUGGAACAAGUUCCUAUAGAGCCCUACAACAUUCCACUGUCUCAAGCUGAGGUGCUGCAGACGGGAAGUGAUGUGACAAUGGUUGCUUGGGGCACUCAGGUGCAUGUGAUCAAAGAGGUGGCAGCAAUGGCUCAAGAAAAGCUUGGUGUGUCCUGUGAAGUUAUUGAUCUGAGAACCAUCUUACCAUGGGAUACAGAGACUGUUUGCAAGUCAGUGGCAAAGACUGGGCGAUUGCUGAUUAGCCAUGAGGCUCCCUUGACAGGAGGAUUUGCAUCUGAAAUCAGUUCCACAGUUCAGGAGGAAUGCUUUUUGAAUUUAGAAGCUCCUAUUGCAAGAGUAUGUGGCUAUGACACUCCCUUCCCUCACAUCUUUGAGCCUUUCUACAUCCCAGACAAAUGGAAAUGCUAUGAUGCUCUUAGAAGAAUGAUCAACUACUGAGCAGUAGUACAGAGAGGAGAAGAACAACAGGGAAAUACAGAAGCUGCCUUCAAAACUCUUGACAUUUUAAUCAGAUCUUUUGGGUUUGGAAUUUACAUAGCACACUUUUCUUUUAACUCAGCUAUCCUGAAUGUUCAUCUUGGCUACUCUUCAGCAAGUUCAAAUUUUCCUUAAUUAUGAAAUCAGUGAUGGGCAGGUGAUUGUUACAGUAAGUUGUUUCAGAUGUAUUUAAAGAUAUUCCAGAUGUUGAAUGAAAAUUGCACAUUGCCAUGCUUCACUGGGUUACAUCUAGACUUCACUCUGUAAAUAUGAGAAGCAGAAUUUUAUUCAAUAAAACAUAUUAUGCUCA